UACAUUUAUGAAUAAUGCACACUGCAUUGAAAAUGCCUGGGAAUUUUAUACAUGCGUUGAGUACAGCUAAAACGAGUGAAAAAGAGCGGCUUAUUCUUGAGGAGCUCAGACAAGAGUUGCUUCCCUUGGACACAGUUCCUCCAACAGAAUCUGAAGAAGACGUGUUUGAGCAAGAGUUCCUGAAAUACGCCAAAGCAUCAUUUGAAGACAGCAAUCCAUUCCCAACAAAGAGUCCAGCAACUUUGUUCACGGAAGAGGAUGACCUGAAUCGUUUCACAUGUUAUCUGUUUGAGAGACGCUACGGUUGGUCAGAAGUGGGGAAGGACGGCCCCCGCAGAGUGCGCCGCUUGUCAUGUGGUAGUGUUCUUCCAUCGGACAAUGUUCACCACAAGGCCAUUAUCAAUGAUAUUCUGGGGAAUGUAAUUUUAUGGUAUCGUCACCAGCCUUUGAGUGUGGAAUUGCUGAAGGCAUACAUUUACACACUACGCCAGGCUUCUCAGGUUCCUGUUGUGCGCAACCAAAGCUUUGUUCACAUAAUGGACUGGGUCAAAAGACAGGCCAAGGAUGUCUCUGUCCACCAAGGGGUUUUUGAUCUUGUUAAGAGUAUAAUUGUGUCUGGUCUGACGGAUGUUUGGUCUGCCAUACGCUCAGCCUGUGCCUCUCGACUCUCUCCAGUGUGUGCUGAACUUGAUCCAGAUGACCUGCAAGCUCUCUUUAAGGAGCUGACCAAGAUUUGUCAGGAUGAUGGCAGUUCUUGGCAGUCUGUGGAAGGAGCUGUGAUGGGGUUGAAUGCUGUGAUCAAAGGGUUCCCCUGGAGGGAACUCAAUGAGGAUGGUGAUCAAACACCUGGUCAACCUGGAAGGGCCCAGGUGUGUGAUAAAGGAGUGGCUGAGUUGUUGAGAUCUGUAUCAGGCCAGGUGAAGGAUGUGAUCUAUCCUUUAUUGUCCCACCCCCAGCUGACAAUUAGAGAACAAGCCACCAAGACGUUAGCAUCUUAUCUCUCCAGAAACCACUUCAAGGAAUCUCUAGUCUGCUUUGAACAAGUGAUUGAAAGGCUUUGUCAGGGAACAAGACCAUUCCUGAAGAACACAAAACAAGUGUCUUCGGUUCACCUUGCUGCCUUGAAUCCAGACUACAGAUUCCUGGAUGCCUAUGCUGCGGAGGGGCUCCUCAGUGUCUGCGUGCUUCUAGUCAAGAGAAUACCUGUGGGUUACCUGUUGCCCCAGUGGCCUCGCUAUCUUUCCACGUUCCUCUUGUACCUAAUGCACCCAGCCUCCACUGUCAGACAAACCACCAGCUCAGUCUUCAAGUACCUGGUAUCAACUGGCAGCACAAAUCCAGUGUUUGUGAAACUAGUAUUGUCAGAGUUGAUCAAGGAUUGGAUGCCUAAUGUCCAGAGACUGAGUCAAUCAGAUGAGGGAGGGCCAAAAACUCCAGGUGACAGCAUGUCAGCUAACAGAUCAUCUGUGGUGCAAGUAAACACAUCUGAACCUGCUUCACUAUCCUCAACCUGGGAAUGGCGAGAAGGUCGACUGUUUGCUUAUGAGCUGAUUGUGAAGUUCUUGAUCAAGAAUCACUGGCUGUACACAUUUGGCCCUGCAGGUCAGGCGCAGUCUGCUGACAAAACAACCAGCUGUGUGGCCCAGGGCAAAGAUUCACCCUCACGGAACCAGAUGACUCGCAGAAUCUCAGAAGCAACUGUUUUGUCACAAGUUUGUGAACAAGAUCAAAACUCCAACGACAAAACCCCAGACAAGAAUUGUGGAUCAUGUAGUCAGGAUAGCAAGUCUAGGGUUAUGACCACAGACUCAUUGUUAGCCAAUGGGAAGAACCUUGGCGGGACCAGUCACGGGCGACCCUAUUCCCCACGGAGCAGAUAUCAUGACCCCCAUUCACUGUGCAGGACCCCCGUGGGUAUGGCUUCAGUGUUCAGUCAGUUACAGAAACUAGAACAGUCUUUACCCCAGGUAGAUGGAAGUUAUCAGUAUCCCUCAAAGGCAAUGGAAAGGCAACAAAGUAUUCUGAGAGGAAGUCUUCAAAACAACGAUUCUUGUGCCCAGUCUGCAACUUGGCUAAAUGAGGUAGAACUUAAUCCAAUGACCAGUCUUCUGACCACCAUGUUCUAUCAGAUUACUGAGUGUGUAGUGGAUGGCCAGUGGGAGCUCCGUAGGAUGGGCAUACAGACUUUACCUUGUUUGACGGAGAUGAUGCGCUGGUAUGACAUGACAGUUGUAGUAUGUCUACUAUCUUCUCACCUGACAGCCACCCCCACCCCGCUCACAUUUACCUGUAUCCUUACCCUCAGAGAUUCCCUGCUCCAUGCCUCCACCCUGCAGCUUCUGUCCAGAAACCCGCCCCAAGCCUGGCAGGAUCAAGAUCGAUGUAAAGAUGCAAUAAUAAUGAUCUGCUGCCAUGUGCAGGAAAAUCUUGAACGUUAUCUCCCUUUGGUGGAAAAAUUGUUAACUAGAGGGAGCUAUGAUAAGCUGUCUGUGAUUGCCUGUUGUGCUCUUAUGAUGGCUGUGUCAAAUUUCCAUCUGGCAAAAUAUCAGGUAGGUAUUAUAGCUGGCCACCUUGAGCUUUUCAGCCUGCCUGUAAAACUAGAACCGCACAGUGUGCACUGGGACUAUUGGAAGCGCCUAUUCUGUCUGACUCACCCUGACAGCAGCUGUAGUGCUGAGCUCAUCCUCCACCUCUCUCGGUGUACAUUCCAGUCUCCGGAACAGGGAUACCUCAGCUGCUGUUUGGUGCGACCAGAAGGGCCUUUACAGUGUGCCAAGCAGGUGGAGAAAGUGUUCAUGAUGGAAUCUCAGAACAGUCUAUUCCCGUUCAUCAAAACCCAGGCCUGUCAAGAUGCAGCCUUCCUGUUGCCCAUUCUCGCUCACAGCACUGGUACCUUUUCUGGGGAUUCUAGUCUCUCUAAAGUCCUUGUUGACUGCUUAAGUCAUCUAUCCACUAAAACAGUUGAUGUGGUCCUUAAAGAGGAUUGUUCUUUUCGUGGUGAUGGCAUUCGUUACAUCUAUCUGACACUCAAGGAACUUUCCUGUCAGAUUUCUUCAAAGACUCUCGACCUACAAGUUGUUCGUCAUCUGUUGGAAAUCUACCUGACUCUAAGCAGAGCUAUUGUACUGAAAAAGCACUUGUCCUCUUUACUGACUGCUAUAUGUGCCCGAAUUAACCAGACCAGCUCUUUUAUGGUACAAGUGUCCCCACGGCCAGCUGAUGACCUGGCUAUUCUGUCAAAUGACAUCCCUCCCUCGUCCAACUCAGAUGUCGAGUCAGAAAACAGUGACUCAGAAGAAGUUUGUAAGGAGGGGUGUUCCAGCCAGUUUGCAAACUCAGUUUAUUAUUUUUUCACCUUACAGCAUACUUCACACUACUCAAACUCACUAAUCGUGUUCCUUCCAUAUAUUUAUUGCAAGGGUCCUCCAUGGCCAAGGUGGUUAGCAUGCCAGCACGGCACAAUGACCCAGGAGCCUCCUACCAAUGCAGUAGCUGUGAGUUCAGGUACAGCUCAUGCUGGCUACCUCUCCAGUUGUACGAGGGAAGGUCUGCCUGCGACCUGCAGAUGGUUGUGUUGCUCUGCCCGAAUGUAUUUAACUAUAUUUGCAUUAUGUCUUACAGGUGGCCCUCAACAUAUGUUCCCCGAGUGUUUCACCCUCAAUGUCAGCAACAACAGUGGUAGUUUUGCCUCGGGACGCCUGAGUGCCCUGAGCACCCACAGCUCGGUGGUGUCUGAAGGUCGUGUGAUGACCCCUGCCUCAUCGGUACAGUCAGACGGGGAACAGAACUCUGACUGGGAUAGCUGGAGUGAUGAGGAGGAGGACCAGUCAGUUGAGAUGAGCAUGUUUGCAGAUUUCUUGGAAAAACUUCAGUUUAAAUCAACAGGCAACACCUCUGUAUUUAAGACAGAAAUCCAAAAGCUGGUAGACUCGGACAAGAGGCUUAUACGUACCUUGCUGGAUAACAGUAUAUGAUGUGGGUUUAUAUGCAAUUUUAGUAACGAAAUUCUGGUCAUUUCCUGUUGUGUGAACUUACAUUUGACAUGGACUUCUGUGUAGUUGUUUAGGGGUGUGGUGGGGUUUGGGAAGGGAGGAGUUUCACUGGUUGUAGGGCUGGGGAGAAAGUCCGUCCUGUAUUAUAUAGUACUGUAGUGAUUUCUUCCAAGCAUUAUCUGGAUCAUUGAAUAAGUGAAUCUGUUGGUAUAAAAACAACCAUUAGCUAAGUGAGUG
Molecule: messenger RNA, 4229 nt
Organism: Liolophura sinensis
Lineage: Eukaryota; Metazoa; Mollusca; Polyplacophora; Chitonida; Chitonidae
Source: RefSeq, a predicted model, not a curated record